This is a messenger RNA of Poeciliopsis prolifica (blackstripe livebearer), 1958 nucleotides long. RefSeq names its product homeobox B6b (gene hoxb6b). The record is from RefSeq and is a predicted model, not a curated record. Gene Ontology annotation, molecular function: DNA-binding transcription factor activity, RNA polymerase II-specific; RNA polymerase II cis-regulatory region sequence-specific DNA binding. The coding region runs from base 511 to 1380 and encodes 289 amino acids. The transcript is spliced from 3 exons. Gene Ontology annotation, cellular component: nucleus. Gene Ontology annotation, biological process: anterior/posterior pattern specification; regulation of transcription by RNA polymerase II. NCBI's taxonomy places the organism in Eukaryota, Metazoa, Chordata, Actinopteri, Cyprinodontiformes, Poeciliidae.
CGUGCGUCCUGUCCACUUCAUAUCAUCUCCACUCUCCUUUCUCAUGCAGCUUUAAAGCCAAACAUUCCUGCCUUGUAGGGGGGAAAAAACACAUGAAAACAAACAUGGCGAGGGGAAACCUCGUCCAAAAGCGCAGAAAACCUCUGCGGUUUAUGAAAAUUUACAACUUUCCCGUGGAAGUUUACGACUCGUCCGGCUCUGGGAUUGGCUCGUGGCGGUCAUGUGGCCAGCAGGAAUGGGAACUUAUUCCCCAUGAGGUUAUAACGCAGCUGCUGUUUUUUGCACCGCUCACUCACCUAUAACAGUUUGUUUCACAUCCCCAACCUUCUUUUUCUUUAUUCUUUUCUUUUUUUGCUGCUGUUGUUGAAAUGUUUGUUUUCCCCGAGUCUUCCGUGAGCUGAAACACGCGUGUAGGUGAAGCUGUUAUUGUUGCUCGCUGUGUGAUUUUUUUUUUCUUUUUUUUUUUUUUUUGGGAGGGAUGAUGGCGCCUCUUGCUCGACUCACUGUGCCAUGUUCAUCCAGCUGCACCUCUGUGGCGUUUUUGGAAAUGAGGGAUCAGCGCACUUCUGGAUGGAGGGAUUACUUUCAAGUUGUCACUUAGGCAAAGUGGAGAUUUUUUUUUUUUGUUUUUCUUCUCGUGUGUGGGGGAAGCGAGAGGAGCUCCAGCGGAGUGGCAGCCACGCUGGUGAUGAUGGAUUAUCAACAAAGGACUCUCUCCUGGGUCAGAUACCGCUCUACUCCUCGGGAUACACGGACCCGUUGAGGCACUACUCCAACGCGGCCACGUAUGGAGCGGCCAACAUGCAGGAGAAGGUCUACCCGGCUUCCUACUACCAGCAGUCGGGCGCGGCGGCGGCGGCGGCCAUCUACGGCCGCGCUGCCGCCGGCGGCGGAGCGCCGUGCGACUACAACCCCGUGGGCACGUUCUACAAAGACGCGGAGGGCUCGUGCGCCUUCUCGAGCGGCCGCGAGGAGCAGCCGCUGUUCGUCACUCAGGAGCACCAGCAGCGCAAGGCGGAGUGCGCGGAGCAAGCUGUCAGCAUGAGCGGCAGCAUCGAGGACAAGUCCUCCACUCUCAUCUACCCCUGGAUGCAGAGGAUGAACGCCUGCUCCGCCGGCCCGUUUGGGAGCAGCGGCCGCAGGGGCCGGCAGACCUACACCCGCUACCAGACCCUGGAGCUGGAGAAGGAGUUCCACUUCAACCGCUACCUGACCCGCAGGCGCCGGAUAGAAAUCUCCCACGCCCUGUGCCUGACGGAGAGACAAAUCAAAAUCUGGUUCCAGAACCGCAGGAUGAAGUGGAAAAAGGAGAAUAAACUCCUGAAUCCCUCAAAGACAGCCGAGGAGGAGGAACAGGAGCAGGCGGAGAAGAAGAGCUAAACUGCAAAGGGGACUUUGAGACAAAAAAAUAAAAAAAUAAAAAAAGGAAGAAGAAGAAGAAACGCUUGAAUGUGUGCGUGUGUGCGCGUGUGUAUACAGAAGACGAUGUAUAAAUUCUUUGUAGAUAUAAGAAGUGCUGCAGAAACCCCACGUUAGAGACGUGUAGAGUGACUUUGAGUAUUUGCACGGUGACUCUGUCCGCAUUUAUCAGGUCCUCCUCUGUUUGUUUGUCCUUGUGCUCGUGUCUUUAUUUUAGAGGACUAUGCAACAAACCGCCAAACUGUAAAUAAAACCCAGUGUUUAUAGUUCUCCGUGUUGUUACCUCAUCACUAUUGGCCCGCUGGGCGCCACCUUUAUUUAAUCUCAGUGCCAAUAAAGCAGGUUUUUUUUUUUUUUGUUUCUUUGUUUUUGUCCCUUGUCGUGUAGUUGCUCUGAUGUGACUGGUGAUAUAGUCUUUAGGCUUGUUGCUUACCGAUGAGUUCAAUUUGUACAAAUGUUAUUUAUUGUUGUCUCACGUGUUCAAUGCACAUCUGGAUAUUGUGUGCAAUAUUUUCUUUAGGGGAAUUGUACAUAUAAGA